ACCCUCCUUGGCGCUUUCCAUCACUUGCAGCGGCGGCGGCAGCGGACGCGGACGGCAAGAAACUUGCGCAAAUUGGCUCGCUGUGGAUUUCGCUGUCGCUUUAGGUUAUUUCAAGCCUUCGUCUCGAUCUAGUGGAACACUUUGUGGUCCGGUUUUGAUAAAGACGAGGAAGAACGGAGCAAAAAAAAAAAAAAGAGAGAGAGAAGCGCGUCUGACUGGCGGGAAGAGAGAAAGCAAGGAGUCUUCGGGCAUGGCUCUGCGUCUUAAUUGACGCAAACUGUGGUUGUGCCUCCGCGUAAAAAAAAAAAAAAAAAACAACAAAAACGAAAAGGAGGUUGAGCCUGUAGUUACUUCUUUAUUAUUAUUUUUUUAAAGACUACAUUAUUUGAAAACAGCCUAUCGGAUCUUCAAGUGGGGGACCGAAUGCACGCUCCUUCAGACAGCGGCGAAUUGCUCCCUGCCAAGUUCUCGCUCAACUAGUUGAGUUGAUCAUUGAUUUACGUUUUAUUUAUUUUUUUUUUUUUAUUUUAUUUUUUACACUGCGCACUUUGGCUCCGUUGGCGAGGAUAUGGCCAACGCCGGGCUAGAAAGAAGAGCGCACUCGGGGGCUGCGAGAGGAAACAGGAGCUGAAUGACAGGAUGCCAGCGACCACCUGAAGCCCAAAACUCAGCAGCUUCACGACAAGUGACAUUUUCUGAGUUGAUUUCUUUGACCGCUGCCAAGCUAAAACAAGACAACUUUCCAGCAAGAAGGCGUUCGGAUGAGUUUAUCUGGGAUUUUUUCUUUUGCUAAUUUUAUUUUGGGGUUGACAAAACAAGGAUGCAUUGUGGAUUAGUUUUUGUCCUGUGGAUGGGAUUCAUCUUGCUGGCCAAGGCUCUCAAAAACGACAAAUGUGGAGGCAACAUCCGAAUCUCCAAUGCCAACUACCUCACCUCUCCCGGGUACCCCCAGUCCUACACCUCCUCCCAGCGCUGCACUUGGGUGAUCUCGGCCCCCGGCCCCCACCAGCGGAUCCUCAUCAACUUCAAUCCCCAUUUUGACCUGGAGGAUCGGGAGUGCAAGUAUGACUAUGUGGAGGUGCGAGACGGCAUGGACGAGAGUGGUCAGCUUGUUGGCAAGUACUGUGGCAAGAUCGCCCCCUCUCCUGUGGUCUCCUCCGGAAACCAGCUCUUCAUCAAGUUUGUCUCAGACUACGAGACCCACGGAGCAGGUUUCUCCAUACGAUACGAGAUCUUCAAGACAGGUCCUGAAUGCUCCAGGAACUUCACCUCUAAUAGCGGUAUCAUAAAAUCUCCAGGCUUUCCUGAAAAGUACCCCAACAACUUGGACUGUACAUUUAUGAUAUUUGCCCCAAGGAUGUCAGAAAUUAUUUUGGAGUUUGAGAGCUUUGAGCUGGAGCCUGACCAAACGCCUCCGACUGGGGUGUUCUGUCGUUAUGACCGUCUGGAGAUCUGGGAUGGCUUUCCUGGAGUUGGACCAUAUAUUGGGAGGUACUGUGGACAGAACACUCCAGGAAGAAUCAUCUCUUACACCGGCAUCCUGGCACUUACAAUCAACACUGACAGUGCCAUCGCCAGGGAGGGGUUUUCUGCCAACUUCACAGUCAUCGAAAGGACCGUUCCAGAGGACUUUGACUGCAGUGACCCCUUGGGAAUGGAAUCAGGCGAGAUAACAUCUGACCAAAUUGUGGCCUCAUCCCAAUACAACCCCAGCUGGUCCCCCGAGCGUUCCAGGCUCAACUACUAUGAAAAUGCAUGGACCCCUGCACAGGACUCAAACAAGGAGUGGAUACAGGUGGACCUUGGGUUCUUAAGAUUUGUCUCAGCCAUCGGUACCCAGGGUGCAGUUUCCCAGGAGACGCGGAGGACUUACUUUGUCAAGUCCUACAAAGUGGACGUCAGUUCAAAUGGAGAGGAUUGGAUUACGCUAAAGGAGGGCUCGAAACAAAAGGUUUUCCAAGGUAACACCAACCCAACAGACAUUACAAAGACGAUGAUGCCCAAACCCACUCUGACGCGCUUCAUCCGCAUCCGUCCCGUUACCUGGGAAACAGGCAUUGCGCUGCGCUUUGAAGUGUAUGGCUGUAAGAUAUCAGAGUACCCAUGCUCUGGCAUGCUGGGCAUGGUAUCAGGAUUGAUCACCGACAACCAAAUUACUGCAUCGUCUCACACCGACCGGAGCUGGGUACCGGAGAACGCUCGUCUGCUGACGAGCCGGACGGGUUGGACCCUGCUGCCUCAGCCCCAGCCCUUCACCAGGGAAUGGAUACAGGUGGAUCUUGGGGAGGAGAAAGUGGUGAAGGGAUUAAUCAUUCAGGGAGGGAAGCACCGUGAGAACAAGGUCUUCAUGAAGAAGUUCCGCCUCGGCCACAGCAACAACGGGUCAGACUGGAAAAUGGUUUUGGACACCAAUGGAAACAAGCCAAAGAUUUUUGAAGGGAAUAGCAACUAUGACACUCCUGAGCUGAGGACGGUGGAACCCCUGCUGACCCGUUUCAUCCGAAUCUACCCAGACAGGGCCACCGCUACUGGAAUGGGCCUGCGACUAGAGCUCCUGGGCUGUGAUAUUGAAGCUCCCACGGUCCCUCCUUCCACGACUCUUCCUAGCAGUUCCCCGUCAGACGAAUGCGACGAUGACCAGGCAAACUGCCACAGUGGCACAGGUGAUGACUACGAUAUCACAGGUGGAACAACAACAGAGAUCACAACUGCUGCAGCGGAUAUCAUCCCAGAUUUUCUGUGGUUUGCCUGCGACUUCGGGUGGGCCAAUGACCCAUCCUUCUGCAGGUGGACUUCUGAAGACACUGGUUCUCGGUGGCAAAUCCAGUCUAGCGGAACUCCCACCCUCAACACCGGACCCAACAUGGACCAUACAGGUGGCUCAGGAAAUUUCAUCUACACCUUGGCGACUGGUUUACAAGAGACAGAGGUGGCGCGGCUGGUCAGCCCCCAGGUCAAUUCCCAAGAGGCUGACCUGUGUGUGUCAUUCUGGUACCACAUGUUUGGGUCACACAUUGGUACACUGCAUAUCAAACAGCGCAAACAGACUGUUGAUGGACCCAUUGACAUCCUGCUCUGGACCGUCAGCGGUCACCAGGGUAACCGCUGGAGGGAAGGCCGUGUCCUCCUGCCACGUACAAACCAGCCAUAUCAGGUGGUGAUUGAGGGCUUGGUAGAGAGAAAGAGCAGGGGUGACAUUGCAGUGGAUGACAUCAAGGUUCUCAGUGGCCUCAUGGCAACAGACUGUAAAGAUCCAGAUGUUCCCACGGAGCCAAUGCUCCCAGAGGAUCGCUUCAAUGAAAUCAUCGAGGAGAUUACGGAAUACCCGGACUUUGUGGAGACCAACCAGAUCAGCGGCGCUGGCAGCAUGUUAAAGACACUUGACCCUAUUCUCAUCACCAUCAUCGCAAUGUCCGCCCUGGGCGUUUUCUUGGGCGCCAUUUGCGGCGUUGUCCUUUACUGCGCCUGCUCGCACGGAGGCAUGUCGGAAAGGAACUUAUCAGCCCUGGAAAAUUAUAACUUUGAACUGGUGGAUGGCGUCAAGUUAAAGAAAGACAAACUUAAUGUGCAGAGCUCAUACACAGAGGCGUGAGACACGAACCGGUGCGUUCAUGUGACUUUGCGAUGUGCACAGCGUUGAGAGCGUGCACAGGACACACUGUAGCUACAUCUUCUCGUAUAUCCGUACGAGAAGGAGGACUCGAAUGACCGUCCAUCACCCUCAGCUUUCUGGAUGAGGGAUGGAUUCAGGAACAGACGGGAGGUUUGAACUAAUCCACGCAUUUCUCAGGAGCUGCAGUAAAAAGAACCUACCAGUAGGGGACACUGUGUACAAAAAUGAAUACAGGAAGAAGAAAAAAAUAUGUACAGAUACGUAGAUUAAAUUUUAAUUUUCUAUUUUGAUUUUCCAUUCAUUUUUACAAUCGGAUGCUGGUGUUGAGACCAAUUUAUUAAUAAUGUUCAAAGUAUUUAUCAUUUUCUGGAAAAUAAAUGAUUUUUGUUCCAUUUGAGUUCAUGAAGGUGAUAAAUUUCAAGUUUUGAAAUUAAAGCCCUCAGUGAAUCAUAUCUGGCAAAACUAUAUAAAAAAUUGCCUAUAUUAUGGCAUACAGGGUGUGCUCAUAAUCCAUGAAUCGAAUAUAUGUACCCAUCCCAUCCCCUUUGAACCUCCCUCACUCCAAAAUGAAAGUCGCAUCCAUGGGAAUUUAUGGGUCUGAUAGUGCCUUUAAGACAUAUCAGAUGGUCUCCUCUUUAGAUUUUUUUUUUUACUUAAUUUAUGAUGAAGGGCAGAAAACAGGGGCACAUGAUCAUACAAGUACCUGCAAAAUGCUAUCAAAUCUUUCAAUCUCAUGUCAUUGUUUUAUUUGUUUGUGUCUGAAAACCACGCACUGUAAAUAUGUUCUAAUAUAUUUUAUUGUCCUUUUUUCUAAAGAAAGCGAUAAGAAAAAAAUCUGCCUUUCUUUCAUUGCGUGUCAGUGUGCAAAUCACGAAUGUGUGUGUAAAUAUAUAAUCACCUGACUGUUUUGUGGAGGGCACAGUGUUAACGUUUAUUUUGACAUUUUUGUGAACAUGUUCUGAGGAUUGACGCAAACAUUCAGGCCAAGUCUCAUCGCAACAGCCACUUCAUUAAAACCAAUGAUGGAUGAAUGAGUUAAAAAAAAAAAGAAGAAAAAAAAUUAAAACACCCCCUAAAAACUGAAAGAAUAUGAAUUUCCGGCGCUUUUUGACAUCCACUUAAUUGCAUUACCAUCUGUCUCACGUAGCUCUCAUAACAUAUUCAUUUUGUUGGUAGAGCCACCAACAUACCAAAAAAAAAAAAAAAUUAAAAUGCAACAAUCAUUUUUGCUUUACCACCUCUAAAUGUCACUGUGGAUUGCUCACUGAGGAAAAGCUAUGUGGACAAUGCAGCUUGUGUGCACUUUGUUACUGAUUCCCUCCUGAUAGAACUCUAUUAAACGGGGUGAACUGAAGAAUGGUGCUAUAAUUACUUUAAUCGCACACACAAAGCAGUAGCAGCCAUAAUAAUUCGAUGUCAGGGCUUGAACGUUUGGUGGAAUGGGAGAUUGAGUGAAGUCACCUGAUUCAGGUUACCUGCAUGGUUUCCCUCCAUGACUUUACCAAAGGUUGGUGAUCCCUUUUUUUUUUUCUUCAGUCAGGGUGUUCAGGGGUCAAAGAUCACCAUGAAUCGACAACACACACAAUCAAGAUGGGGAUUAACAAAGAAAGGAAAUGUGUGUGUUUCUGUUGCUUUUUAAGGAACAAGAGGCUCAAUAUCACCUUUGGUGUGAGCGCUCCAGAACCCCGCAGAGAUUCUUGUUUGUGGCUGGUGGGCGUAUGAACUUCGGGGGGAAAUUUACAGCAUCAGGACACGAGAUCCCUGCAGGGAAACCACAAUACUGUCGUGUAUUUUACACACACACAUAAGCAAACUUUACAAUGUGAAAGCAUCCAUCUUUUGCAGUUGUGUUAUUUGUGCAUUGUGCUGUGGUGAACGCAUUCUCGGCUCGUUGCUUUCAGAUUUGAACACGCCACCUUGCUCCACCGCUAGACAUCACAACAUCUGUGCUUUCAGCUCUAGAGAAAAAAAUAAAAUAAAAUAAAAUCUGUAGCUCCAGCAACAUCUGCUGCUUAAGUAGGGGGAAAAGAAUAAUGUAGCGUGGACUCAAAAGAAACAAUGUUGCACUGAUAUUAUAUUUCAAAUACUUGUGUGUUUAUAGCAAAUAUUUGCAAAGAAAAACAAGGAAAGAAGUCGAAAAUAGAGUUAAAAAAACAGAUUGUUGAUACUUUCAUGUUUUUAUAUAUAAUUUCAGGUUAUGUGAUAUAAUUCUGAAAUGUAAAAUACUGAGAUGUUUUCAUUCUUGAAAAAAGAUAGAUUUCCCCUUUCAUUUGAAUGGCAUAUAAACGCCCCAAUUUGUACUGUCAUUACAAUUUUGUGCUUUUUUUUUAAUAAAACAAGAAAAUACGA
This is a messenger RNA of Syngnathoides biaculeatus (alligator pipefish), 5962 nucleotides long. RefSeq names its product neuropilin 1a (gene nrp1a). The record is from RefSeq and is a predicted model, not a curated record. Bases 821 to 3592 code for a protein of 923 amino acids. The transcript is spliced from 18 exons. Gene Ontology annotation, biological process: axon guidance; angiogenesis; vascular endothelial growth factor signaling pathway. Gene Ontology annotation, cellular component: membrane. Lineage: Eukaryota; Metazoa; Chordata; Actinopteri; Syngnathiformes; Syngnathidae. Gene Ontology annotation, molecular function: semaphorin receptor activity; vascular endothelial growth factor receptor activity.